This is a messenger RNA of Emericellopsis cladophorae, 678 nucleotides long. RefSeq lists its product as uncharacterized. The coding region runs from base 1 to 678 and encodes 225 amino acids. Lineage: Eukaryota; Fungi; Ascomycota; Sordariomycetes; Hypocreales; Bionectriaceae. The record is from RefSeq and is a predicted model, not a curated record. The transcript is spliced from 4 exons.
AUGGCGCGCAAACUGCCGUGGGACCGCGAUCAAGUCGAUACACCUGCCAAGGUGGGAAAGAGCCCAGCACAGGCUCCUCGCUCGCCCGUAAUCGCGAACCCAUCCUCAGAACCCGCGAAGCGCGUCAAGAGACGAUCACCUUCUAGAACAAGGAGUCCCUCCACAUCUCCGCCUCCGGAGCCUCCGAAGGAAGAAUACAUGACACCGACUGAUGAUCUUUGGCAAAUGGUCGAGGAUGAAUUUUAUCAAACCGCGCAAAAGUUUACCGCGCAUCUCCACCGCGCAGAGUACCAGCGCCAGAAGACUCUCGCUGCCUCGCAGAACGCCGCAGCCAUCAGUGCCAUUGCCCGUCCCACCGUCGGCGAAGCCAGCAGCCUCGUGAGGCAAAGAUCUGCGUUGACGAGUAGAGCUCAAAGACAGAAGAAUGUCUUGGGAGAAGAGGUGCCGGCUACGAGCGGGCUGCGCGGGCUCAUGGACAGCCCAAAGAAGGCUGAUCGCGUGCUGAGAUCCCACGCCCAUCCGAUGGCAGGAAAGCAAGACUGCGAGGAGGGAGCAGAGCAUGGCUGGUCAAGAAAUCCUCGCCGCAGCCACCACCUCAAAGGUUCCAACCCGACCAGCCGCCCCGGCAGGGAAGCCAUCAUCGACGAUACAUCGUUCCAGAUCGGAACCGAACCUUAA